Messenger RNA from Coturnix japonica (Japanese quail), 5052 nucleotides. RefSeq names its product negative elongation factor complex member A (gene NELFA). Lineage: Eukaryota; Metazoa; Chordata; Aves; Galliformes; Phasianidae. The record is from RefSeq and is a predicted model, not a curated record. Gene Ontology annotation, cellular component: NELF complex. Gene Ontology annotation, biological process: negative regulation of transcription elongation by RNA polymerase II.
CGCGCCUCCUGGUUGCCAGCCCUUCACCUCGGAACGUGAAGGAAGGGCCAUGAGGCGCUAACGCGGCGCCAUCUUACGUUACGGAAUAACCGCCGUGGCAGGCGCCAUUUUGCAUCUGAGCGGGAGAGGAGAACGGCCUCGCUAUGUUCCGUAUGGGCGCCGCCAUUUUAGGUUACGGCAGAAUCUCCGCCUUCGCUCCAGCGAACUCAUAGGGCGCCGCCAUUUUGGGUUACGAACAAGGCUGCGACCCGCAGGGGUCCUCGCCCGCCCCUUCCUCCUUUUAGGUGUCUUCAUAAAAUGCCUGUGGAGAACCCCUUCUUUUUUCGCUCCGCUCCCAAGAUGGCGUCGAUGCGGGAGAGCGACACCGGCCUGUGGCUGCACAACAAACUGGGCUCCACGGACGAGCUGUGGGCACCGCCGAGCAUCGCCUCGCUGCUCACGGCCUCGGUGAUCGACAACAUCCGCCUCUGUUUUCACGGCCUUUCCUCGGCCGUCAAACUGAAGCUGCUUUUAGGGAUGCUGCACCUGCCCCGCCGGGCGGUGGAUGAGAUGAAGGGGGCACUGACUGAAAUUGUCCAGCUCGCUACCUUGGAUUCAGACCCCUGGGUCUUAAUGGUAGCUGAUAUUUUAAAAUCCUUUCCAGAUACUGGCUCCCUUAACCUUGAUCUUGAAGAACAGAAUCCCAAUGUUCAAGAUAUUUUAGGAGAACUUAGAGAAAAAGUAAGUGAAGGUGAAACGUCAGCUAUGUUGCCGUUGGAAUGCCAGUACUUAAACAAAAAUGCCUUGACAACACUAGCGGGGCCACUUACCCCCCCAGUGAAACACUUCCAGCUGAAAAGGAAACCUAAAAGUGCCACUCUCCGAGCUGAACUCUUGCAGAAGUCGACAGAAACCGCUCAGCAGCUCAAGAAGACGGCAGGAGUGCCUUUUCAUGCCAAGGGCAGGGGACUGGUCAAAAAGAUUGAUACAACAACGCCACUCAAAGGAAUACCAAAACAAGCUCCAUUCAGGAGUACUUCAGCACCUAGUGUAUUUAACCCUUCUGGAAACAGAAAUCCUAUUCCUCCUUCAAGAACACCUCUGCGUAAAGAAAGAGGAGUAAAGCUUUUAGAAUUCUCUGAGCUGGAUAUGGUAGGUGCUGGCCGUGAAGCAAAGAGAAGAAGAAAGACAUUAGAUACAGAAGUGGUGGAAAAGCAAGCCAAAGAAGAAACAGUAGUAGAAAAUGCUACUCCAGAUUAUGCUGCUGGCCUUGUGUCUACACAGAAACUCGGCUCACUGAACAAUGAGCCAGCGUUACCUUCUACAAGUUAUUUACCUGCUACUCCCAGUGUGGUGCCAUCGUCCUCAUACAUCCCAAGUUCUGAAACACAGCCAGUUGGUUCUGCACGAGAGGCUUUGCAGACUAACAGACAGACUGAAGAGCCUGCAGCUCCAAAUGCUACCACAACUCUGCCUGCGCAGUUCAAGCAGAGAACUCCCAUGUACAACAGUAACUCAAAUCCACCUGCAACUACACCUACCUCACCCCUCACCCCUACCACACCUCCUGCCAUUUCCCCUGCAGCGCAAGCACCACAAGUGGCUCCUCAAACUCAGCAACAGCCACCACCGAAAAAAAGCCUCUCUCUUACAAGGGAGCAAAUGUAUGCUGCACAGGAAAUGUUCAAGACUGCAAACAAAGUUACAAGGCCAGAAAAGGCUCUUAUACUUGGAUUCAUGGCAGGAUCCAGAGAGAAUCCUUGCCAAGAGCAAGGUGACAUCAUUCAGAUUAAACUUAGUGAGCAUACAGAAGAUUUACCAAAGGCUGAUGGCACUGGCAGCACCACUAUGUUGGUUGACACAGUCUUUGAAAUGAACUACGCUACCGGUGAAUGGACCAGAUUCAAGAAGUACAAACCUAUUACUAAUGUUUCUUAAAAGAUGCAGCUACAGCAGACUGGACCAAAUGAGGCUUAGAGUCAACCAGCUCAUAGAGUAUGUCAACUGUACAAAACGGCAUCCAUGUGUACAUUUAUUACCCUCCAGCAUAGAAGCUGUGGCUCUUCAACCUAACUGGGCUCAGUGAAUGCAGAAGAAGUUGAUGUUGAAUUUCCUUUUUUGUCUUGUUUUCUUUUUUUUUAUUAUCUGGAAAAGGUGGUUUUAGGGGAGGGAAUGGUUGGUGGUUUUUUUGUUCUGUCUCGUUUUUAAAUGUGAUUUUAAGAUGCUGGAAGAGGAGAGCAGAUCACAACUGAAUGAUUACAGAUGGGAGCAGUUUACUUCUGAGUACCUGAAGAGAAGACUACUGCACAGUCGUUCACAGUUUACCAUUUAAACAAGGGCACAGAUCUUUACUGUUUAAAGAAGCUAUUCUCUGUGACUGCAUGGGUUCCAUGAGCGCUUCAAGCACCACGUGGUGCUUCAUUUUAUAAUUCAGUUGCAGUAGAACUAAAUACUGCAGGUGAGAGAUGUCUGGUGUCUAGUGGUACCCACUGUACGUUCAGCUUAUUUAUGCUCGAGGCAUAGGAUGGGAUUGAGUAUCUUUAAUUUGCUAUAUUGUCUAUGUCCAUACGCAGCAUGAGUUAACCUAUGUUUGGCUUUACUUGAGAUCAAGAGAAACUGAAUAUCGUAGUUUUCUGAUGGAAAAAAAUAGCAAAAGCAGAGAAAAACUGAAAGGGAGCAGUGGGCUGUUGGCAGUGUGGAAACUAGUGUUUUGCCAUGGCAUUCUUAGGGUAAAAGCUUAUCAGUGGCUAUUGCAUGGCAAGUCCUUCAAACAGCCUGGGAGGAAAGGAAGCUAAAACACAUCAAGGCUGACUGCAGCAUUUCUGCUUUUUAAAUGGCCCUGGAAAUGGUUGAUGCAUCUCUGAAUGAGAUGAUUGGGAGGUGGUGGUAACGUAUGUUUGGUUGAGCUGUCAUAAGGUGCUUGUUACCUUAUCCAAAAAGCUCAGAGUGAGUUUAGCUGUGGUUCCUACCUGUGUAGUUAUCAGUAUAAUCAUCAACGUGGCUGCAGUUAUUCUUCCAUACAAACAUACCUUACAUGUGCCCCUUCCUAGUAGAAGCACGUCUUCAUAACAAUGGUUUCGCCUGCCCUUAGACGUUCCACUAUAGCCUGCAUUUAUUGACAGGGACUGUGUACAUAGUUCGGGAUUCACUGUUUGGACACUCGUUCGCAUUCUUUGAGAGGGAGACUUGGUUUAAACGUCUGGUUUUUGCCAGUGCUUGUGUGUGUAGAGCUGUGCUUAGUUGGGAAUGGUGCUUGGAAGGAAGGCGGCCAACAGAGCAGGUGGGUCUCCUGGUGCUGAGAUGGGACCUUAGGCUGAAUGCAGUUCGUGUUAAAGCAGAACUUGUAGGACAAAACGAGGCUUUUCUUUUAAUAAAAGAAAGCAGACCAAAUCCCCUCAGUGCUCGUAACAUAAUAAGAUGUUCAGGUAAUUUAGAAUAUUUUAUAUCAGAAAAUUUUUUAUCGCUUUUUUAUUUCGGGUUUCUCAAACGAAUGAUCCAACUGAAGAGGGAAAGCAACAAGAGAAUCUGCAUUCACAGCACUGUAAAAGGUGACCAAAAUUAUGAUUCCUUAAUGUUAUUUGAGCAAAUAGAGUUUGAGCUCCUGUAGUGGGCAGCUCAUUGAAUGGCAUCUGCUGACACUGCAGAGCUCUGUGUGUGUUAUAGCGUGAUCAUUAGGCUCCACCUUCCACCAUCACCUCUAGGGCUCCCCUCCACAUCUUAUUAACCCGUAUCAGAAGCAGUGCAGGUUGUGGCUCUGAUAGUGUGUUCUCCUUUAAGCAGCUACAAACCAGCCUGUGAGGUUGGUCGUGGGCUUCAGGUUUUAGAAUGAGCUCCAUUAAAAUGCAUUUUCACGGCUGUAACUUAUUUGAUUGUAUCUUACCUAAUAUCUUUGCUAAUAGCAGCAUAUAAAAGCAUCCAUCUUUUAAAGCAAAGGUUUAAAAGAAAGCAACAUUCCUUUUUUUUUCUGUCUGCAUUCAGAUUUUUAAAGGGUUAUUUUUUGUGAUGGCCAUUUUUAGACGCGUGUCGUAGUUGUCUUUAAGGCUCCUACUUGCUCAAUAAGCUGCAAGCACCAAACGUGAUUUUAGAAUGAAUGUUUUAGGAAGCUGAGGGCCGUGUGCUCACACUGCUCCUUCAAUUUGACUCUCAACACUAAAGCAUUACCGCAGGUUGCUGUGUGAGUCUUAGGAGGUUUCUUAAAUGCCAAAAGAAAGGGAAGUUUUUGCAAUGGUUUGGUAAGAAGUGAAAGCACAUGGAGCUCUUGGGUUCAGAGAAAGGUGGUGUGGCAGGCAGGGCAACAGCAGCAUCCAGGUUGCAGUGCAGUGGAAUUGCUGCAUGCAGAGCAGUUUGUUGGGUGGGGGUGGACAGAACCCACACACGCAGCCAGGCUGCUGAACAACUUGCCCUACAAAUCCUGGGUUUCUUCAGGCUCCGUUUUCUUCACGAGUAAAGACUUGAAAGUGAAACGAGCUCAAUGACGGUGAGCCCAAGGGGGACGUUGAGUACAAGCACCAAUUACAGAUCCCUUCCUCCUCCUCUUUCCUGCUCUAGUUCUGUAGUUCUCUCCAUACGACGCUGUUGAGACUCGGUGUGAUUAACACUCUUGUGUUGGGCUGGUGUUGUGUGGGUUAACUUCAUUUUCCACUGGUAGCUCUGCUGGUUCUAACCUUCCAGUUUAACGCCAUAGGAUGCAAUGCGGGGUGGGGGGAAGCCUUUGGUUGCUCGAUACCUCUGUGUGACAUUGGCAAUAUCACUAAACAAUGUCUCAGUGCAAACCCUUGUCUAGAUAGAAGAAGCUCGAGACUUUGACAUCAUAUAAAGAGUGAAUCACAUUCUCAUAGUGUAACCUGACUGGAAAAGACUAAGAAACAUUCAACCAGAGCCCUCGGGAGUCUGGUGCCUUUAACAAGAACCAUCACUUUGUGAGAUGUUACAUCUAUCGCAUAGUCUGUAUGUUUUCUAUUUGGGUUUGGUUUUUUGUUUUUUGUACAGUUGUAAAUUCAGAAUAUCCUGUCUUUGGGUACGUAUUUUCAGUGUACUACAGUAUGUAUAAUAAAACUUUAGAUUUUCUAUGGA